AUGUUUGAGAUGCAGACGGCUAAUACUACCCCGACCCUGGCAGCAAGCAUACGCAAGGAGCUCGCCGAGCACGAUUUUGUGUUCAUCAACGGCAGCAUACCAAUCCCUCAGUAUCCAGGGGACGACGAUGCAACGGCUUGCGAAGUCGCCGACCAUCUCAAGUACGGCUACCUGGGAGAGCUCACAGAGGUGGGCCAGUACCAAGACCUGCUCGGCGGACUCAUUGGCGUGGUGCAAAGCCAGGGGCCAUUCCACGGCAUCAUGGGAUUUUCCGAAGGAGGCAUCGUCGCCGCCACCCUUCUUCUCGAGGACGCCCGACGACCAUAUGCCAGUUUCAAGUGCGGCAUUCUCUUCAGCGCAGCACCUCCGCUGGACCCAGACGAGCUCCGGCAGGGCCACAUUCGAAGCUUGGAUCCGGAAAAGGACGGAACCGCACUCCAUAUCCCCACAGCUCACGUCUACUCGCACGAGAUUGGCACGACUGCCCAGCACGUCCAGUCGCCCCUGAGCGGACUCUGGGCCGAACGCGGAUGGAUACUUCCGGAACAUGUGCACGGCUCCCUGGCGCGGCUCUGCGACAAUGCCGAGGUGUUUGUGCAUGAUCGGCGGGACUGUACGGAUACUCCCUGUGCACAUGCCUUUAGCCAAGGCAAGGACCCUUGCUCGCCAACCCGCAGAAUCAACUAUCCGCAGAACACUCCAACCCCUGAUCUUUUGUGGUUAAGGGAAUUUACCCCUGUUACCUAG
Molecule: messenger RNA, 747 nt
Organism: Fusarium vanettenii 77-13-4
Lineage: Eukaryota; Fungi; Ascomycota; Sordariomycetes; Hypocreales; Nectriaceae
Exons: 5
Coding region: 1-747 (248 amino acids)
Cellular component (GO): nucleus; cytoplasm
Source: RefSeq, a predicted model, not a curated record